UUGGCGGACAGUCUUACAUCGAUCAGCUGUGCUGCAAUUACAGCUGCGCAAAUCCGUCCAGCAAACGGGGAGCAUACUGUACAUUUAUCUGAACUGCAGGGCUGCAGCUGCGAGCAUGUCUAAUAAGGCUGAGUUUGAGAAGUUGGCAGAGGAUGUAAAGAAGGUGAAGACGAGGCCUACAGACCAGGAGCUCCUGGACUUGUAUGGUCUUUAUAAACAGGCACUUGUCGGUGACAUUGACACAGAGAGGCCAGGGAUGCUAGACUUAAAAGGAAAAGCUAAAUGGGACGCCUGGAACUCCAGAAAAGGAAUGUCCAAGGAAGAUGCCAUGGCAGCUUACAUUACACUUGCAAAGGAAAUCAUUGACAAAUAUGGCAUGUAAUGGCUGCAAUAAUCUCAAGGGACUGAAUUAACCCAGGAAAUGUCUACUAACUCAGAUAAAUGCUACUGUCUGUACAACAAGUGGCAUUCUGCAUCAGAGACAAUAAUAAUGCAGGAAAGAGAGUAAUAAGUGAUCAAAUUUGCUGUGAUUUCUUUCAAUGAUUCUUUUUUUAUUUUGUAGUUUAUACAACUGGAUAACUCUAUGCAUUUUUGGAUAAAAAAAUUUGAACAUGUUAAAUUGCUGUUUAAUAAAAUUCAUAGAGAUUUGUGUUGUAAUCACAAGCACACAGCAUUACACUGUAUACUUGGGCACUGUGAAGUGUAGCUUGAUUCUUUAUGAAAACUGGACAAACUAAAUGCCUUUAAUCAUGAACAAAUUGAAAAUAAAAUGUCUUACUGCA
Molecule: messenger RNA, 782 nt
Organism: Cheilinus undulatus (humphead wrasse)
Lineage: Eukaryota; Metazoa; Chordata; Actinopteri; Labriformes; Labridae
Gene: acbd7
Product: acyl-CoA binding domain containing 7
Exons: 4
Coding region: 116-382 (88 amino acids)
Biological process (GO): fatty acid metabolic process
Molecular function (GO): fatty-acyl-CoA binding
Source: RefSeq, a predicted model, not a curated record